AGUUGUGUUUUCUUCUGGAAAACGUGUUUACUUGUUGAAAGUUGGCUCAAUGGGAAUGGCUAUAGAGAGAACUCUGGUACAGGAGCAUCCUGGGAACCUCUAUUUAUUGGAUGUUGAUUGGAAAAGGAACUUUGUUUAUUGGACAAAUACCCAGGGGCAUCUAGUCUAUUCAAGUGGAUAUUCAUGACAAAAGCAAGAGAUUUGGACCCAGUGUUCAGUCUACUCAGCAAAUGUGGACAUAUCAACUGGGAAUGUGUACUGGCUACCCUGAGACUGAGGUGCUAUUCAGAAGACCAGAAUUCCAGGUACUGAUACACAUACCCUCUAUAGCACCCACAAUAUUAUACUGCAUUUGCUUCUUGACUGGCCCAGGAAGGCACUCUACUGGGUGGAGAGUGGGAAGGCCCUGCAAAGCAUGAUUCUGGAUGGCAAAAACAGACGGGAAUUUUGGAGAGGCACCUGGGCAGCAAACACUCAGAUGGCCUUGGACCUCGGAUCUGCUACUAUCCUCUGAGCCACCAAAGGAUUGAGGUUGCAAAGUCUGAGUCUCCUGAAAAACCAGACAUAUUCUUUGAACACAUCCUGGAGUGGUGGGAUUAUGGUGGCUCAUGAACCCUAUCUAGUAACUGCAGACAAGGCAGCGCUUGUGCUGUGGAACAGGAAGACGUUGGAGCCCUUCUCUGUGCUGAAGGAGCCACACAUAAGGAAAAUGAUCAUCUUGGUAGAGAAUCCGGAGGUGCCAGAUCCUGGGCUUAAGGGGGCAGCGCCCACUGCCCCUUCCCCUCCUCCUGUGCUUUGCACCCAAACCUCUGUCCCCUGUCAAGAUGGGAAGGCCUGCAUUCCCCAGGAGUCCCUCUGUGAUGGUGACUGUCAGGAUGGCUCUGAUGAAGAGAACUGCUCUCGGGUCUGCCAUUGGCCAGGUUCGCCACUCUCUCCUGUCCUCAGUGUUUUGUGCCAGGGGCCUUCCAGUGUCUGGAUAGAAGCAGGUGCAUAGAGGAGAAAUACCACGGUGAUGGGGCUCAGCAGUGUUUGGAUGGGUCUGAUGAACUGGGCUGCUGGAAGCCCACUGAAGACUGUUCUCUGCAUUGUGACAACAAGACCCACUGUAUCCCUGAGAGCUGGAGAUGUGAUGGGAAGCUAGACUGUUCUGACAAAUGAGAUGAGCAAGAAUGCAUUCGUGAGAAAUGCAGCCCCUCUGAAUUUCAGUGUGAGAAUGGCCAAUGCAUAUCUUCCUCCCUGUACUGUGAUGGGAACCGAGACUGCUUGGACUACUCAGAUGAAGAAGGCUGCACUGUUGCCUUGUCCCUGAGGUGCCCAGAAGGGGAGAUGAAGUGCCUGAGGAGUGGAGAAUGUGUACUCGCAGAGUGGAUAUGUGACCAUGAUUUAGACUGCAAAGAUGGAACAGAUGAGAAGGAGGACAUCUCCAAGGACUGGAACGUGAUGACUGCUGAUCUAGAGGACUGUGACCCAGAGGUGCUUCCAUGUGGCCUGAGGCAAUGACCUGUGCCAAUGGAGACCAAUGUGUGCCUGAUUCCUGGCACUGCGAUGGGCAGAGGGACCGCAGGGAUGGCAGUGACGAGGCUGGAUGUGCUGAGCCAAUCCUGUUUGCUGCAAUUCAGUUUAACCUAUUCUCUGGCCUAAGAAGCUUGAAAGAGGAUAUUCUGACAGCUACAGACAAGAACCAGAUUAUCAACUCCAUUGACUAUGACUUAAUGGAUCAGAAAGUCUUUUGGGCAGAUCUCAACUCAGAAAGUAUAAAGUGGAUAAGUGUGGACACAAAGAAGGAAGGCACUGUGGUGAGAGGAAUAAACCCAAGCUGUGUAGUGGUUGACUGGAUUGGAAGGAAUCUCUACUGGACUGAUGGGAGAUCUGGCCAGAUUUUGGCAGUUCAGUUAAUUGCUGUUUGGAGAGGAAAACCUGAGUACACAGUUGUUCUGGAUGGUGGCGUGAAUCAGCCCAAGGCUUUGGCUUUGGAUCCCCUAAAUGGAUUGAUGUACUGGUCUGAAGUUAGAGAAAAGCCUCAAAUAGAGCAAGUUGGAAUGGAUGGCAGCAGCAGACAGACACUCAUCAGUCAAGGCCUUGGAUGGACAACUAGCAUAGCUCUUGACCAGUUAAGUUGGAAGACAUUCUGGUCUGAUGACAAAUUUCAUUGCAUUGGCUCUGCCAACUUAGAUGGCACUGGCAUUAGUCUAACACAAAUCAAGAAUCCCUUUUCAGUAGCUGUGUUUGAAGAUGAAGUCUUCUGGUCUGGCACAAAGACAAGAACAGUACAACGUAUGGAGAAGAUGACAGGCAAGAACAGGGCUGUCCUCAUCAAGCAUUACGGACAGCCCUAUGGACUCAAGGAUUCAAUAACACAGAGUGGCAUCUAGAUAAUGCAUGAAGUGCUCCAGCCCAGGUCUUCUAGUCCUUGUCUGGACACUGGAUGUUCUCACUUGUGUCUUCUGAACCCACGAUCCAAGGGAAGCUGUCACUGUCGGGUAGGCUUCCUAUUGGCAGAUGAUGGAAUCAGCUGUGUUUCAGUCCAGGAGUCUGCCUUUGUAUUCCUGAUAUUGCCUACAGUUAUCACUCAGGUACUGUUCUGGAAUUUUCCUGACAUGUCUAUGCCUUGUUUCUGCUUUAUUUGGACUUUGAGUAUUAGAAUUCUCCACACACAGUUGUAAACAUUGGAGACCUUUCUUCUUGAAAAAUAAUUGAUACACAAUUUAAAUUUUAAUAUUCGUUAUCUGCAGAGUAUCAUUGUGACUAUAAUAAAGCCUCUUGAUCAUAACAAAAGAGUUAUUGUGGCCAAAGGAAAGUUUCUUAAAAUACUUAAAUGAAGACCAUACUCACCUAAAUUCCUUUAUGACAUGCUUAGCACACCAGAACACAGUGAGGUUCAGACUAGAGAGUGUGUUUAUCUCUGUUUAGUUUUCCAGUAUCUUAGUGGAGAUGCAUAUACUUCUAAAUGCAAGAAGCUCCACUGAGUUUAGCCUUGGAGGACACACAUUUUUUGAAGGAUUGUGUCUUAAAUUAAUAGAGGAUAAAUGUACUAAUAAGCAGGUCACCAUCCAGAGAAUUUGUCAAUUUUAGCAUUUUAAAAUUAUAAAACAAGUUAUAUGGUGGUGUGGAGAGCCGUAGGCCCCCACCCC
Messenger RNA from Nannospalax galili (Upper Galilee mountains blind mole rat), 3131 nucleotides. Its product is annotated as low-density lipoprotein receptor-related protein 6. NCBI's taxonomy places the organism in Eukaryota, Metazoa, Chordata, Mammalia, Rodentia, Spalacidae. The record is from RefSeq and is a predicted model, not a curated record. Bases 1482 to 2372 code for a protein of 296 amino acids. Gene Ontology annotation, molecular function: protein binding. The transcript has 13 exons.